This is a messenger RNA of Caenorhabditis sp. 36 PRJEB53466, 2147 nucleotides long. Lineage: Eukaryota; Metazoa; Nematoda; Chromadorea; Rhabditida; Rhabditidae. The record is from the annotation of a GenBank genome assembly.
AUGGCGUCCGUGUUCAGUAUUGACGAUUAUUUUGCUAAAAUUAAUAAGUAAGUGUCUGUUGUUCAUAGAAUUUCAAGCAAAAAUUGAUAAAAUUGCAGUUUGGUCGACAUUUGUGAUUGGAAAACCGGCGACAAAAUCGCCAGAAGUUUGUCGUUGGACGACGAUCAUUCCCAGGCGCCUUUUUUGCAUGUAAGCACUGAAAAGGCGCGGAAAGUCAAUAAAAAUCAAUUUAGAUCGAAGCAUACGGCUCCCGGAAUCGUCGUUGCCGAAUUUCCGAGGAUGACGCGUUCGACGAGCUCGUCUGUUUGCAUCUCCACGUUCUCCACAACGUCCACGUCGCCAGAGACUUCAUCACCGCUCAGGGCACUCAGAUACAGGUUGGAUUUCAAAAAUUCUAAAAAAUACACUUAUUUGUAAGAUUCUCCUUUGGCUUUUACAAAUUCUCGGCUUUGCCGUAGUGUUCCGUAAAGUUCAACAAUUUUCGAAAACUUUUGAAAAACCAAAUAAAUUCUAGAUUUUCUCGGAUUUUUUCCAAAUUAAUUUGUAGAAAAUGUUCAAAUUCACAUUCCAGAUGAUCCAACUGUUCAACAAGGAGAUAUUGCAAAAGCGGAAAGACGAAAACUGGUUUCUGCCCGUUUUCUACCAUCUCUGCACCGAUUUGCGGUGGCUGAGCAAGCAGGCGGAGACGUGCAUUUCGGACGAGGACGAGGGCGAUUCGACCGCGAAUUCGUUCUUUGAAAGCGCCGCCAAAGCGAUCACCGAGUGUUACCGUACUUGUGUUUCGGACGUGUGAGUUGAACAUAGGUGUUUUGAGUUGAGCGCCGGCAUUUCGGGACACUCGAGUGAGAGGGGCCUGAUACGGAAAUUUCAAUCCGACCGCCAGAUCGGAAAAAUGUUGUGGCGUUUCUCAAACACCACGCACCUAUGGAGUCGAAAACAAUGCUAAAAGGUGGAAACUGUCUUUGUUUUCAGACACGCCGAAGCGGGGAAAUCGAAGAAAGUGGCGAUGCUAAACAUGACGAACCAACUCUUCCAGAUCUACUUUCAGGUACGUCUGCCAGUUUCCACAUGUUUCCCGAAACAUUGAUAUUCAGAUUAACAAACUGAACCUUCUGAAACCGCUAAUUCGGGCGAUCGACAACUGCGGAACCUUGUACAACGAGUUUUUGAUGGCCGACAAAGUGGCCUACAGCUAUUUUCUGGGCCGGAAGGCCAUGUUUGACGCCGAUUUGAACUUGGGUACAGUUUUGAAGAUUUUACUCGAAACUACGGCCAAGGCAAUAGAAACUCUUACGUUUUUCAGUGGAAAAUGGGCUUUGAACGAGUAUUGUAGAGUCAGGAAAUGUCAAAUCACUCUGUAGUGUUUUGUGUGAAACUUUCAUACAAACAUUUUUGAACUGAUUUGACACUUUCAAGGUCUACAAUACUUUUUUAAAGUUUACAACCAUUUUAACCUUAAAAAACGUAAGCAUUUGUUUUUUCAUUGGCCGCCAACUUACGCUAAUAUUUGCAGCCGAGAAAUCGUUGUUGUACGCGUUCCGCAACUGUCCGCGCGAGUCGAUGUCGAACAAGCGGAAGAUUCUGAUCUACCUGAUUCCCGUGAAGAUGUUCCUCGGCCACAUGCCGUCCGCCUCGCUCCUCCACGACUACCAUCUCGACGAGUUCGAGGAGGUCGUCGCGGCGGUCAAGGACGGAAAUCUGGCACAAUUGGACGCGGCUCUUGCCAACAAUGAGGCGUUUUUCAUCCGAUCCGGCAUCUUUUUAAUGCUCGAAAAGUUGCGGAUGAUCACAUUUAGGACACUUUUCAAAAAAGUGUAAGUUUUAUAGGCCACUGCACCUGAAAUCUAAAUUUUCCUGUGCUAAACCUAGUCCAUUUUCAGGAGCGCAAUAGUGGGAACCACGCAAAUCCCGCUGGACGCCUUCCAAACGGCCCUCCGAUUCGUGGGCGUCACCGACGUGGAUACGGACGAAUUGGAGUGCAUCAUUGCGAAUCUCAUCGCAUCGGUACCAGCUAAAACAGCCUAAAAUCCACGGGUUUUUGAUAUUUCCAGAAGAAGAUCAAGGGCUAUCUGUCGCAUCAGCACGGCAAACUGGUCAUCUCGAAGACGAACGCGUUCCCGACGCUUUCCGGCGUCUCGGCCACCUGA